UCGUAUGUCCAUUUGUUUAACAACCCUUUACUCCAUCAGUCGGUAACUCUCAUUGGAGGAUGCUUGUCGCUGCUAACAAACAGCUCUAUAUAACGCUUCCCAAGCGCCAAAAAAUGUUGUUGUCUCGGUCCAUCGUCAAUGCCGUUCGGAGCCAGAAUCCGCCUGGUCGCUUCCUUCAAAAGAACGGGAAAACGAAGCUCUGGAACGAUGUGGGGGAUCAGCGCGCUCAAGAAAAGACGUCGCAGGCCCUGCGAGAGGGUGCCCCCGAUAUUCGAAAAAAGGUCGCCGCUGCAAUUACAGCAUCUACAUCGGGGGAUUCCAAUUCGGGGUUCAUGAACGAAACAGUGACGUCAGCACAAAUUCCCGUACCCCCCUCUGCGCCGCAGCACCAACAAACCGAUGCCACAGAUCCUUCAAAAAGCCUACCUAGCAAUGGAAGGAUGACGGCACGAGAAUCCCAACAACUUUACCAGCAUCAGCAGCAACAACAUGCACUUGAUAACAGCAACAAUAAUAUGUACGGUAGGAAUGGAAUGUCUUCUGGAGGUCACGGCCACAUGAACCUGAACGAACGAGGAAGGAUGGUUCAGAAUGCCGUGAUGAUGGCGAAUAAUGGCAUGAACGUGAACGGUCAACAUUGUGAACAAAGCAACAACAACAUCCAGAAUUUUCAGAUUCAUCAGCACCCCUAUCAACAGCAACAACCUUCGUACAACCGAUAUCAGCAACAUCAACACCAAAACUUGCAUCAUCAAGAACAGUAUCAACCGCAGAAUCAGCAGCAGCAAUUGGCAUAUUACAAUAAGCAGAACAAACAGCAGGAAAGUAACAACACUACUACUGUGCCAACACCGACGGUUGACGAAUUAUCGGCUGCUACUCCAGUCGAGUUGGAAACUAAUGGACUUAGCUUUGGUUCAAUUGCCAUGACGGAUGAUGAGAUGCAUCUAUUGCAACAAGCCGCCACUAUCAGCAGGAACAACCCCGCCGACCAGCAAUAUUCGAUUGAAAAUAUGAGUAAGAAUGGCCGUCAUAACCAGCGACAUUUGGUGUCGAGAGAAUAUGAAAAUAAUAACAUCGACAGCAAUGUCAAUAAAAAUAAUGAUAUUAUCAACAGCAGGAGCGCAGUACCCGCCGCACCCACGGGUGAAACCUUAGAACCGACGGGAACAUCAAUCGGCGAUAUAUCUAUGAUGAGUGGGGGAACAAAUUUUUCGAAUUUCCAAAUGAAAUUGGAUCCAAAUGCAGGAGGUACUUCAUUUGGAACAAUAAUGUCCUACAACAUGCUGAACAACAGCGACCCGAACAUGGUCGAUGGCGGCCUCAUGGAUGUCGUCGGAACUUCCUUUGGCUCAAUGUCUUUGGACAAAAACAGUCGGGACAAUCUUUUUCGGACACUUGAAAUUGCCGGGGGUGGACGGGAGGUACCUCCCAUGUUUAGAAAUGAGACCAAAGCGUUCGGGAAUCUUCUCGAUUGCAGCGACACAGAAUCAGAAUCCUCUCGCGACAAGGAUCAGUUGACGAAGCAAAAGUCACAAGCCUGGGAAAUCAUGAAGACGACACUGGAAAAGCAGACAUCAAAGGAUUUAAUGCCUCCACCUUUGGGGAGAGCCCCACACGAAAACAAUGCCCCACAACCCUCUUCUGUCACCUCUGGCAAUCCCCACCCUGUCUUUGACAAUGUUGAGAUUGCUCUUCCCACCACGACUAUGGAACCCAACCUUUCGACGCUGUCGGCAUGGAGUGCAGCGGAAGACGACGACAGUGCCGCCGUUGUAGCAAAGAAUCAAAACGCACUCAGCACCAACCGCGAAGACGACGAGGAGGGCGACGCAGCUGCCACGCCCGCACCACCGCCGCCCCAGCUAACGAAGACGGAUUCGUUUUGACUGAACAUCAUCUAGACCGUGUCGAUUUUUUUCACACAUGGAUGUCGAUCACUCACGUGCCUUCUGCUUGACGACCUAUCAAAAUCGCGUAAGUUUGUGCUCUUUCUUUGCGGUAGAGCAAUAGAUUUAGAGACCGCUC
Pseudo-nitzschia multistriata is the source of this 2028-nucleotide messenger RNA. NCBI's taxonomy places the organism in Eukaryota, Bacillariophyta, Bacillariophyceae, Bacillariales, Bacillariaceae. The record is from the annotation of a GenBank genome assembly.